AUGUUUCUAUUACCUAGAAGAGCUAGUUCAGCUUUAUUGAAAACCCCAGGACUCUCUGCAAGAUUCCCUUUGUUAAUUAGAGGCAUUUCAAACUCUUCCACUUCCCUCUCGCAUACCUUGCCAAAAGAAGAUGCUAGGGUAUCGGUAUCUCCUUCAAGACCAAAGAGGAUUGUUGUCGCGAUUACUGGCGCUACUGGUGUUGCUUUAGGAAUCAGAAUUCUUCAGAUACUGAAGGCGUUGAGCGUCGAAACCCAUUUGAUAAUAUCAAAGUGGGGUGCUGCUACAAUGAAGUAUGAAACAGAUUGGGAACCACAUGACGUGGCAGCCUUGGCAACUAAGACAUAUUCUGUCCGGGACGUAUCCGCAUGUAUUUCAUCUGGAUCUUUCCAACACGAUGGUAUGAUUGUGGCGCCAUGCUCAAUGAAGUCCUUAGCUGCGAUUAGAAUCGGAUUCACCGAGGAUUUGAUUACGAGAGCUGCUGAUGUUUCAAUUAAGGAGAACCGAAAGCUACUGCUGGUUACCCGAGAAACUCCUUUAUCCACCAUUCACCUUGAAAACAUGCUUUCCCUAAGUAAGAUUGGUGUUACGAUUUUUCCCCCAGUUCCCGCAUUCUAUACAAGGCCUAAAAGUAUGGACGACAUAUUGGAACAAAGUGCCGGUAGAAUCCUGGAUUGCUUUGGUAUCCACUCUGAUACUUUUCCUCGAUGGGAAGGCAUAAAGAGUAAGUAG
This is a messenger RNA of Saccharomyces eubayanus, 729 nucleotides long. It is a transcript of the gene PAD1, whose product is annotated as phenylacrylic acid decarboxylase PAD1. Gene Ontology annotation, molecular function: carboxy-lyase activity. The record is from RefSeq and is a predicted model, not a curated record. The coding region runs from base 1 to 729 and encodes 242 amino acids. The transcript has a single exon. Lineage: Eukaryota; Fungi; Ascomycota; Saccharomycetes; Saccharomycetales; Saccharomycetaceae.